AUGCCCGUCACGGAGGUGGAUAGACAAAAGUUUCGUAUGGAUGGAUCGAACGGCGGCCCGUCGUUUGAAGUCACCCUAAAAGGGGUUAUUCUUCGCUAUCGCCUACUUCGAGACACGGAGCCAAGCAAACAGGUUUUCCUGCUUUUUCCUUUCAUAACUCUUUUACAUGGAAAUAUAAUGUUUGAACUUAUGAGAGCGGGUUAUACUGGCAGACGUUACAUUACAGAGGCAGCUGAGUUUGAUCAAUGCCCGAGAAGAGAACUGGUCGAUUUUGUUAAUGAGCAUCUGCCAGCCAAGACACCAACUCGAGCCAUUCUUAAUUCCAUAGAAUUCGUCAUUCCAUUAGUGGAAGGUGUCAUC
Molecule: messenger RNA, 360 nt
Organism: Protopolystoma xenopodis
Lineage: Eukaryota; Metazoa; Platyhelminthes; Monogenea; Polystomatidea; Polystomatidae
Source: the annotation of a GenBank genome assembly